Messenger RNA from Strigops habroptila (Kakapo), 2102 nucleotides. It is a transcript of the gene KCTD17, whose product is annotated as potassium channel tetramerization domain containing 17. The coding region runs from base 41 to 979 and encodes 312 amino acids. The transcript is spliced from 8 exons. NCBI's taxonomy places the organism in Eukaryota, Metazoa, Chordata, Aves, Psittaciformes, Psittacidae. The record is from RefSeq and is a predicted model, not a curated record. Gene Ontology annotation, biological process: proteasome-mediated ubiquitin-dependent protein catabolic process; protein homooligomerization. Gene Ontology annotation, molecular function: cullin family protein binding. Gene Ontology annotation, cellular component: Cul3-RING ubiquitin ligase complex; cytoplasm.
UGCGGCAGUCCCUGCAUGCUGGUGUGUGUGGGGGGUGAGGAUGAGGAUGGAGGGCAGGGAGAACAUGCAGGAUGCCGUGGGGCUAAGCUGCACCUGGGACAUCCCACCACCCACUGGCACCCAUCCCAAGUGGGUGAGGCUCAAUGUGGGGGGCACAGUCUUCCUCACCACCAGGCAGACCCUGUGUCGGGAGCAGAAAUCUUUCCUGUGUCGUUUGUGCCAGGGCGAGGAGCUGCAGUCGGACCGGGAUGAGACUGGUGCAUACCUAAUAGACCGGGACCCCACUUACUUUGGACCAAUCCUGAAUUUCCUCCGUCAUGGGAAGCUGGUUCUGGAUAAAGAUAUGGCUGAAGAAGGUGUCCUAGAAGAAGCCGAGUUCUACAACAUUGGUCCUUUAAUCCGAAUAAUCAAGGAUCGACUGGAGGAGAAGGACUACACAGUAACUCAGGUACCUCCUAAGCAUGUCUACCGUGUGCUACAGUGCCAGGAAGAGGAGCUCACUCAGAUGGUUUCCACUAUGUCAGAUGGAUGGCGCUUUGAGCAGCUUGUGAACAUUGGUUCAUCCUAUAACUAUGGAAAUGAGGACCAGACAGAGUUCCUGUGCGUGGUCUCCAAAGAGCUGUACAACUCCCCCAAUGGCCUGAGCUCUGAGCCCAGCCACAAAGCCAAGAAAGAACUGCCAUGGCUCAUCUUGCAAGUAUCCACUCUUUCUUCCCUUUGUCCUGCAUGCUGGGCCACAGAGCACAGAGGAGGACCUGGAGGAGGAAGAGCAGGAGGUGGAGGAGGAGGCAGAGACAGAAGCAGAAGCAGAGGAGAAAGGUGCAGCAAAUCCUUGAGGAAAAUGAUAAAAAUAACCCCCAAGCAUAGACCCGUCCACCUUUCUGGUAUGUUACCUGUCUGCACUCUCAGCUCCUGCCAGCCUGAGCUCUGCAUGAGUGACUCACUUCCCUCCUGUGGCUGUUACAAGCCAGAGGUCUGAGGAUGUGAUCCUGACACUGCACUCCAGCCUCUUCAUUUCUUGUUUAUAUCUUUAUUUUUGUACUGCGGCAUACGGCGGCCUUUUGCCUUACGGUGACACCCCCGCCCCCUCCGCCCCAGUCCCCUUCACUCUGUUUUACAAACUGACCUCUUAGGCCUCAGCCUCCAUCCCUGGAGGAAGGCAGAUGCUGCAUGGAGCCCCCAUGGCUGCUGUAGGGGCUUGGAUCCCAGCCCCACUCCCCCCCACCCUGCUUAGCAGGCUGGCUUUCCUUAAUGUCACAGUGGCCCCUGCUGGGGACAUCAGUGAUAAGCCACUGCAGCUUGCGGUCCCUUCCUCAACACCCUGGGUGCAACUGGGGCCCCGAGGUGGUGGCAGCAUCAGAAGGACUACCCCUUGUCCUUUUGCUGUUGCAGGCAGCUUGGCCAGGGCUUGUGGCCAGAGGGCAAGUGCAGAGAUACUGCCCUUUUCUGUGCCACCCGCACUGCUCGUGGGGUUUCCCUGUGCUGGAUACCACAUCCUUGGUGCCUCCUUCCCUGUCCCCCAGAUCAGCCCUGUGUCAGCAGGGUGAGGAGGAGAUGGACGUGUACCCAGAACACGCUGGCACCCGAUGUGGUGAUCCCUGUCUUGUGGGGCGGGGUUUUGGCUUCACUGCUGUGCCUGAGGACACCAGGUUGUAACUCCUGAAUAAAAUUCACACUGUUCCUCCUUGCCGCCUCUCAUUUCAAGUGGCAGAAACUUAGUACUGUAGAAGAGGGUGGGAGCUGGAGAAGAGGAUUCAUCACCUGGAGCCACCAGAAGCUGCUUGUGCUGCGCCUGUCUUCUGGGGGCUAGAGGUACUUCCCACUGCAAUGGUGCUGCAUCUCCACUGCAGUCAACCGGGUAUUAUUGGUAUCUGCAACCCUAAAUCAUAACAUUAAAUGAGGACCCUCCAUCUAGCUAGCUAGACCCCACUGUGCCUGCGGGACAGCUGAGAGGGAGCAUAGAGAUGUGGAAAUUUUUGCCAGUUCUCAGUACCAGGAUUGGAGUUUGGUGAGAAAGAUACAAAUCCCAAGUUAAUUUUUAACAGAGUAAUGCAAACUAGAACCAAAAAACCCCUCAAAUGAAUUUUAUUUCUAAUUCCAGA